Seminavis robusta is the source of this 546-nucleotide messenger RNA. Lineage: Eukaryota; Bacillariophyta; Bacillariophyceae; Naviculales; Naviculaceae. The record is from the annotation of a GenBank genome assembly.
AUGAAACGGUUGGCUGUUGUUGGUGGUAGAUUGUCGUUGUCCACACCGAGAUCAGCCACUGGGUUCGACACUCGGGGAUCAUUGAGAUGUCAUUCUAAUCGGCCAUCGAGGUCUCGUCGACAGGACGGCGGUGAUAGGAGGCGUCGUGGUUCGUCAGCUGAGUUCAGGCAGAAUGGGAACAGGCGAGACGGAGGAGACAGUCGCAAAUGGAGAAGCAGAAGUCCAAGGGAUAUGGUUUACUUUGUGCGUCCUGAUCCACCACCUCCGCCAAAAUUUGAUCCGGAAACCCUUGGUUUCGCAUGGACAAAUCCAAGCCAACGUAUUGGAAAGCAUCCCGCUGUGAUCAGUUUUCUAAAUGAGCAGGGGAAGGAAAUGAAGAAAGCUUCAAAGCUGAGCAGCCACCAGGCAAAAACCUCAGGAGCAGCUGAGAGUGGCUCUGGAGUCAAUGCUGCGAAUGUGUUGGAAAGCGACAAUGCGGAGGUCAGUGAAAAUAACCCAACACUGUCGUUGAAGACAGGAAAGAAACCAAAGGAUGCUGGUCAAUAA